CACGAGAAGCGGAAGCCCCACAAGUAGUCUCUGUUGUGGCUUUGGCCCUCUCUCUCUCUCUCUCUCUCUCUCUUAGGGGGGACUGAAUCAGAAUCAUACUUCCAAACCCACUUUCUUCUCUUCCUCCUCUCUCUCUCUCUGCCGUUUCGCUCCUUCUCUCCCCAGCCCCAGAUCCAGCUGAUUUUGGAGGGGCUGAAGGAGAUGAAGCUUAGGGUGUGCCAAGUUUAGCUUCUUUAGGUUUUCUGUUGAAACAAUUGUCUGGACACGCCGUUUACCUCUUCCACCCAUACUUUUCAAACUUAACCUGCCUGCUACUGGAGACUUCCCUUUGUUAUGUUGACCUAGGAAGGUUUGGUGUGUUACAGUGUAAGAAAAAACGAGUCUUUUGACUUUGUUAUUUGUGUUUCCCAUUUUGGAGAAGCAUAAAUCUUAGAUCUUGAGGGGUAUCUUCUGGUUCUUUGGAAUUCAAAUUUUCGUAUGGCUGUUGCCAAGAGCAACAGUAAUACUGAAUCACCACUUUGCCCAUGCAAUUGCUAUAAAGUUGCUAACUUGGCUGAAACCAUCUUGGAUGCGAGUCAGUCUGGUCACCUUAAAGACCGGUAUGUUCUUGGAGGGCAAUUAGGCUGGGGACAGUUUGGAGUAAUCAGGGUCUGCUCUGAUAAAUUCACUGGAGAGGUAUUGGCCUGCAAGUCGAUUGCUAAAAAUAGAUUGGUCUCUCAGGAAGAUGUGCGGAGUAUCAAGCUUGAAAUUGAGAUAAUGACUAGGCUUUAUGGGCAUCCUAAUGUUGUGGAUCUCAAGGCAGUUUACGAGGAGGAAGAUUAUGUGCAUCUAGUAAUGGAGCUUUGUGCUGGGGGAGAGCUUUUUCACCAGUUAGAGAAGCAUGGGAGAUUUUCCGAGACUGAGGCCAGGGUUGUUUUCAGGCACCUGAUGCAAGUUGUAAUGUACUGUCAUGACAAAGGCAUUGUUCAUAGAGACUUAAAACCGGAAAACAUUCUCUUAGCUACAAAAGCCUCUUCUUCUCCCAUAAAAUUAGCUGAUUUUGGUCUCGCAACGUAUAUCAGACCAGGAGAGAGUUUGCGUGGUACUGUUGGUAGUCCGUUCUAUAUAGCUCCUGAGGUGUUGGCAGGAGGUUAUAAUCAAGCGGCUGAUAUCUGGAGUGCUGGUGUUAUUCUUUACAUUCUCCUUAGUGGGAUACCACCGUUCUGGGGGAAGACAAAAUCACAAAUAUUUGAUGCUGUUAGGGCUGCUGAUCUACGAUUUCCUUGUGAUCCCUGGGAUUCUAUUUCUUAUUCAGCAAAAGAGUUGAUCAAGGGAAUGCUCUGUACUGAUCCUUGUCACAGGCUUACAGCUCAGCAAAUUCUUGAUCAUACUUGGGUAAGGGACAAAUUUCGACUUCUUGAAGAGCCAUGUGCACAGGAUAAAAGUAUUACUGGCUGUUCAAACGAAGGCAUUUUCUGUUCCUCAUUUAUGGGCAGGGAACAAGACAUUAGCUUUGGCGCAGGGUCAGCUGUUGCAUGUGAUGCCCAGUCGUCACCUGCAUUCACAUGCCGGUCAUCAUUUUCUUCCUUCCUGGCAGGACCUUCGACUCCUUACUUUGAGUCAGGUGGGUUUUCUUUCCAAAGUGGUGGAUCAAACACCCAAGAAUUUUCUACUCCCGUUUCCUCAAUGCCAAGUUUUGCAUUCUUCAGUCCAAGUCCUAGUAUUGACCAAGGUCGCUGUGAGUUGACAAAUCCAUCUAAGGAAGAUUUAAUUCGCAAAGAGAGUGGUGUAGGGAAGCUGUUUAUGAUGGCGGAUACUUGUGUAUGCUACGAGCAAGUGGCAGCUGGAGGGUUAGAGCGUAAAGCAUUAGAGGUUAAAAAGGGUGGAUCGAAUGUAGUAUCUAGAAUGGCGGGCAUCCACAGCCACAGCCACAGCCGGAGGAACCAUACAAUAGGGCUAGGUGAACUUGAGCAACUUGAUCUUAUGGUGACUGAAUCAGUUAUUCGUUGGGCAUCAUGCACAUGUCUCCCAACUGCGACUUCGCUUAGGUCUUCACUCGUUUGUUGAAAGUAUAGUAUAGUGUGUUUGUUGGGUAGUCUGUGCUGAAACUGUUUGUAUUUUCACUUGAAAGCAAUGAGCUCCGUCCUAUAACUAAGAUUGAGUGGUGUACAAGGCCUAUUCAUUGAUUUUCCAAUACAGUUUUAGGUGUCAGUAGUAACUAGUAAGCCAAGCCAAGCCAAACUGUUUGAUAGAGACAGAAAUGCUGCUGCCAUUACAUUGCAGCUUUGCCACGUGUAUAAAGUUCAGUUGGUUUUU
Molecule: messenger RNA, 2295 nt
Organism: Ipomoea nil (Japanese morning glory)
Lineage: Eukaryota; Viridiplantae; Streptophyta; Magnoliopsida; Solanales; Convolvulaceae
Product: calcium-dependent protein kinase 26
Exons: 5
Coding region: 478-2046 (522 amino acids)
Biological process (GO): peptidyl-serine phosphorylation; intracellular signal transduction; protein autophosphorylation
Cellular component (GO): nucleus; cytoplasm
Molecular function (GO): ATP binding; calmodulin binding; calcium-dependent protein serine/threonine kinase activity
Source: RefSeq, a predicted model, not a curated record